This is a messenger RNA of Cyprinodon variegatus (sheepshead minnow), 1067 nucleotides long. RefSeq names its product migration and invasion enhancer 1 (gene mien1). The transcript is spliced from 4 exons. Lineage: Eukaryota; Metazoa; Chordata; Actinopteri; Cyprinodontiformes; Cyprinodontidae. The record is from RefSeq and is a predicted model, not a curated record. Gene Ontology annotation, biological process: positive regulation of filopodium assembly; negative regulation of apoptotic process.
UAAGCCCCGCCCCUCACUACCACACAUUUAUACAACCCCCCUCUGUUACAAAAGCUAGCGGUGUUUUGGACGAGAUACAAGCCGCUAAAAGUGCAAAGAAAAUGGGGGUGAAGAUUCGAGUCGAGUACUGUGGCGGAUGAGGAUACGAGCCCCGCUAUCGGGAGCUCGCUAACGUAGUGAAGAGCGAGUUUCCCGAAGCGGAAGUGUCUGGCUUUGUGGGAAGAAGGGGCAGCUUCGAAAUAGAAAUUAACGAUCAGCUCGUCUUUUCCAAGCUUGAGACAGGUGGCUUCCCAUAUGAGGACGACAUUUUGGGUACCAUCCAGAAAGCCCGUGAGGGGAAACCUUUGGAGAAGAUCACCAAAUCCCGUGCCCCGUGCGUCAUCAUGUAGCUCUUCCUCUGAUCUGCUCCAACAUCGGCAGCAUCCAGCCAGGAUGAGCUUCAUUGACCGCUUUCUGUGACAUCUCUGUCAGUUGGCUCCUCUCCCUGCUCCUAUGGGUCCCUCAGGCUGUUAAUGAUUGCUAUAACUUUAAAUCUAAAAGGUUAUGGUAUGAUGCAUGCAAGCCUGGAGCUCCACAUAUAGGAACAUGGAUUAGGAGAAACUGUCUCAAACUGGUGUGAGGGAGUUUGCUUAUUUACCUUUUGCCUCAAUGCUCUAAAUAUCUAAUAUACGUUAAUUAAAUGUAGGAUUUUCUUUUGUUUCGUUUGGUUUUUGUCUUGCAUGUAAUUAUUGGCAUACAAAAUUAUACAAAGCAGAAGCAAAAGAAAAGUAGGAAGUAAAACUACUGAAGUCAUUGCAGCAUUCAGUGCAUUUUUUUUUCUUUCCUCUGAGAUAGUAAUUGUUUAAGGGUAUUUUUUUUUUAUUGGCUAAAAUGGAUUUAAACUUUAUAUGAGAUUGAGCCAAGUACAUCUAUCAUCUGUGUAAUUCAAACUGAUAAAGACUAGAACCAUAAUCGGCUGCAUAUCUGAGAGAUGUAAUUUGUUCCUGUGGUGGUGUGUCAUGUGCAAUUUUACACUGCAAUUGAUGUCGAAACCAGAGAUUUUUAAUAAAGCAACUCAUUGUGUACAA